UGGAAAUUUUUUCUUCCUUUCUUUCUUUUUUUGCCGUCACUCGUGUGCAUAUUUGCUUUAUGUAAGUUCCUUGAAAUGACUGGGAAGUGGUUAUCAGGCAGACCGCAAAUGCAGACUCAAGCGUUAUUUUUUUUUUUUUUCCCCUCUGAAACUGCUUCGAUAACAUACAGAACACAUAUUGUGCCACAUCCUGUGUGAUCUGAGGAAGUCAAAACGCAAGACUCAUCUGAAGAGCCACUGCAGUUAGCACUUUAGAUUCAAACGUCAAGCACACGAGCUGGGAUUCAAAUAAUAAUACAACCGUAAGAUAAUAUAAAGAACAAAAGUAAGGCCAUGCUUCAAAGGACAGCUUCAAAUGUCUCAGAUAAACCUAAACACAUCAAACCAAAGAGAUCCACCAGUUUCGGAAAGUUUGACGGCUUCAGGCAUCUGAACUCACCUGCCAGGCUUGAGGAAGAUGGAACCAUUCUGGCCGAGGGUGAGUCAGGAGCGGAGAGGAAAGACAAGCAGCACGGUUUGGGGAAAAAGAUGAAGGCCAUCGCGUUGACGAUGAGGAUAGGCAAGAAGCACAUCAAGUCCUGUUCCGAGGAUGCGGGUGACGACACAGACCGACAAACAGAAGGAGGUACAGAAAGCAGCGCUCAGUUGGGGAAAACUCCAAACCACUCGAGUAACUCGUUAGAAAGUCUCUCCAGUGGACAGAGCUCUUCCGGUGCCACGACCGGCAGCUUGGACGUGUCCGGUAACCCAGACAGCCGAGGUGAGGACACGUCCUACACGGGUCCGUUUUGUGGACGAGCCCGAGUGCACACAGACUUCUUCCCCAGUCCGUAUGACACGGACUCGCUCAAGCUCAAGGUCGGUGAUAUUAUCAAUAUCAUAAGCAAACCCCCUAUGGGAAUAUGGACGGGCUUGCUGAACAGUAAAGUAGGAAAUUUCAAGUUCAUCUACGUGGAUGUGCUGCUUGAGAAGGAAAAAAAUGAAGACGAAGGAGAGGAAGAGACUCCACAGAUCAGGCCUCAGAGACUGUCCAAAAGACCUCGACCCAAAACACUGCUGGAGUUACUAGAGCGAUUACAUUUACAGGAAUACAUCUCGACUUUGCUCUUGAACGGCUACCAGUCUGUGGACGAUCUGAAGCACUUGAAGGAGAAGCAUCUGAUUGAGCUGAACAUCACAGAUCCGGAGCACAGACGCAAACUACUCGCCGCCUCAGAGGUCAUCUAUGACAUGGGCCGGGGCGAGCUGGCCGAGACGAUGUGUGAGGAGGACGACGAGGAAGCGAGCGACUGUCCUCGAGACUCGGGCUGUUUCAUCCCAAACGACUGUACAGACACGAGCAGAGAGGACGCCGAUAUUCACUGACGUCACUGUUCUCGGAACUGAGCCAUGAGGAUUUGUGACUACUCACAAAUUCAAAUAAUUACACAUUACGUUUGACUGUGGAUUUGUAGAAAUAGGUCUGUAGUUUACUGUGUUAAAAUAUCUGCUGACUUUUGUAUUUAUACAUGACAUACUCAUUUCUUUUUCUGUUGGUCUCUGUAUAUUAAUAUAAACCUACUGUGUAUAUAUAUAUAUAUUCCUACUUUUUUAAAUGUUCAGUAAGAGUUAAUAAAUUAUUUGUUUGACA
Messenger RNA from Ictalurus furcatus (blue catfish), 1630 nucleotides. RefSeq names its product SAM domain, SH3 domain and nuclear localisation signals 1a (gene samsn1a). Lineage: Eukaryota; Metazoa; Chordata; Actinopteri; Siluriformes; Ictaluridae. Gene Ontology annotation, molecular function: protein binding. The coding region runs from base 334 to 1365 and encodes 343 amino acids. The record is from RefSeq and is a predicted model, not a curated record. The transcript has 8 exons.